AUGAAAGGAAGCACGAGUAAAAAUGAAGAUGUGUGGUGCACUGAUUGUAAGGAAGGUCACACAAAAGGCACUUGCCCAAAGAAGGCAUUCUGCGAAAUUUGCCAAAUGUUGGGACACGCCGUCAAAGAGUGUCCCUACAACAUGAAAACAAAAGGGAACCAAGUAUUCUUCGCACAAGAGCAACCCCCACUGUCUACAGCUGUGGGCUCUGCCAAGCCACAAGCCGAUGCCACUGCAUCAUCCGGUGGCUAUAUAGGCAACCGAAGAGGAGGGAGAGGCAACAACAACAACAACAAUCGGAGCAGAAUGCAGUAUGACGCUAAUGGGCGGCCAAUAAUUCAAUGUCGGACCUGCAACCAAUGGGGGCACUUCGCUCGGGAAUGCCAGAACUCUGAAACCCCCCAGAGCCUAUGUAGAUGGUGCGGCCCCGGUGAUCACAAUGACGCAAACUGUCCUAAGCAGGGGGUGAAUCUUCUCAAUAUUGAGAAGAUGGGCGAACAUGAAGAAGUAUUGGCAAUCACUCAUGCGCAAGCGAAGAAGACGUAUCCCGACCCCCGCACAGAGAUGGAGAGACUACGGGAGGCGAAGGCCGACAUUGAACGGGAGAUUUCAAUGUCGGCAGAAGGACGGAAGGACACAAAGAUGAGGAGUCCUUCAACCCGCGUGAAAGCAGAAAAGAAUAUUAUUGGGCAAGUCUUGCAGAUGGAGAUAGAGGAGCCAGCCGAUCCGGAGGUCUUCCCUCCGGAAUACAGAGAAUAUAAGGAGGGGGAAGCCCGAGUGGACGAGGCACCGGCACAUCAGUUCGAGAAAGACAAGCCAAUUCAAUUUGAAGAGUCCAAGCUAAAGGCAACAAACCUGGGAAAGGAGGAGGACCCACGGAAUAUAUUAGUCGGGGAUGACUAG
Molecule: messenger RNA, 903 nt
Organism: Cryptomeria japonica (Japanese cedar)
Lineage: Eukaryota; Viridiplantae; Streptophyta; Pinopsida; Cupressales; Cupressaceae
Exons: 2
Coding region: 1-903 (300 amino acids)
Molecular function (GO): nucleic acid binding; zinc ion binding
Source: RefSeq, a predicted model, not a curated record